CACUGUCUUAUGAACCUUGAGUUUAAUUAAUUAGGAGGGUAGCGAGCCGGUGGUUCUAACUUGGGGCACCGGCGCAAGAAUGCAGCUUGCUCGGGGGCAGCAGGCCGCCCAGCGGUCAGGCGCUAGGUCUACGCGGGUGUGCCAACUUAGAGUUAACUCGCCGGUGGUAUCAAGGGGCGCAGUGAGAGUUCUGGCAGUCGCUGCUGCCCCAUCGAAGAAGAUCAAGGUCUCAGAUGUUACAGCAGUUGGCCUGAAGGACGUGCCGCUGCGGUCGCUGUUUCCUGAUGAGCCCAAGCCGCCUGCGCCGGGUGCUCCGAAGUUGAAGGUUGCCAUUGUGGGCGGUGGCUUGGCGGGCUUGUCUACUGCCGUAGAGCUGCUGGACCAGGGCUACGAGGUGGACAUCUACGAGGGGCGGCAGUGGAUCGGCGGCAAGGUGGCCUCCUACGUGGACAAGGAUGGGAACCACAUCGAGAUGGGCCUGCACGUCUUCUUCGGCUGCUACUUCAACCUGUUCCGUCUGAUGGCCAAGUGCGGGGUGCUGGAGAACCUGCUGGUCAAGGAGCACACGCACACCUUUUGCAACAACGACGGCGACGUACGAGACCUGGACUUCCGCUUCUUCAUCAACGGGCUCAAGGUCGGCGCGCCCUUCCAUGGCCUCAAAGCCUUCUUCACCACGCCCCAGCUCGCCCCGCUGGACAAGGUAGCCAACAGUCUGGCGCUGGGCACCUCCCCCAUCGUACGGGCGCUGAUCGACCCCGAGGGCGGCAUGCGGGACAUCCGCGACCUGGACGGCGUCUCCUUCACCGACUGGUUCCUCAGCCAUGGCGGCAGCCGCAACUCCAUCAAACGCAUGUGGGACCCCAUUGCCUACGCGCUGGGCUUCUUGGACUGCGACCACAUCUCCGCUCGCUGCAUGCUCACCAUCUUCCAGUUCUUCGCCACCAAGACGGACGCAUCGGUGCUGCGCAUGCUGAACGGCUCGCCCGCAGAGCGCCUGCUGGCGCCCAUCGCGGAUUACAUUCGCGCCCGGGGCGGCCGCAUACACACUCGCGCGGGCUGCAAGGAGGUGCUGUACGAGACGGCAGCCGACGGCACCACUCGCGUCACUGGGCUUCGCGUCGGACCCAUGGGUCGCGAGGAGCUCAUCACCGCCGACGUCUACGUCGCGGCACUCGACGUGCCCGGCAUUAAGAAGCUCCUGCCACCCGCCUGGCGUACGGCACAUCGCCAAUUCGACCUGAUCUACAAACUCGUUGGCGUGCCGGUGAUUACCGUACAACUACGGUACGACGGUUGGGUUACGGAGCUGAAAGAUGCGGCCAAGGUACGGGAUCUCCGUGCGGCCGCGGGUUUGGACAACCUGUUGUACAGCGCGGAUACCUACUUCUCGUGCUUUGCGGAUUUGGCGCUGACGUCACCGGUAGAGUACUUCAAGGAGGGCGAGGGCAGCCUGAUGCAGUGCGUAAUCACGCCGGCAGUGCCGUACAUGGCCUGGACGAAUGAGGCCAUCGCGGCGGAGACGGACCGACAGGUACGGCAGCUCUUCCCCUCGGCUCGUGGGCUGCGCAUGACGUGGCACUCCGUGGUCAAGAUCUCCCAGUCGCUGUACGAGGAGGCUCCCGGCAUGGACUUGUACCGCCCCGACCAGAAGACGCCCGUGCCCAACUUCUUCCUGGCGGGCUCCUACACCAAGCAGGACUACAUCGACUCCAUGGAGGGCGCCACGCUGUCCGGCCGCCAGUGCGCCUACUCCAUCCUGGAGGCCGCUCCCGCACUGCGCAGCGCCGCGGACAAGCUGGCGGCAACAGCGGCAACAGCGGCAGCGCAGAAGGUACCCGCGGGUGCGGCGGUGUAAGGAGGGAUGAUCCCUGGUGGAGGGAGGGAGCUUGGGACUCAGUACUCAGAGUGGGGGCUGGUAUUACAGAGAUGGGG
Astrephomene gubernaculifera is the source of this 1935-nucleotide messenger RNA. The record is from the annotation of a GenBank genome assembly. NCBI's taxonomy places the organism in Eukaryota, Viridiplantae, Chlorophyta, Chlorophyceae, Chlamydomonadales, Astrephomenaceae.